CGAGAGUGUCACAGUGAGAAGACUCUUUGACUCGAGAACAAACAAGCACCGUCGUGGUUCUCUUUUCUCGCGUGCCGUACGAUACCGGUGUUUUUUUUGACGGGAGACAGGAUCGUGAACUAUCCACGAAUGCGAUCACCGAAUGAGAUGAAAAAGAAACGAAAGGAAAGCGAGGCCAGUGAGCGGUCGAACUGGCCGGAGGUUUCGAGGUCGCAUUACUCGCUGGAGCGUGGUUCGAGGUUUAACAAACGGUGCAGGGAAGACGCCGUAGCCACGGUUCCCACUCGCGGCGCGUCGUCACUUUUGACUGCGGCGCGGGGAUUGAAGCGGAAAAUAGGGUGCAUUGACGAUGCCACGCGGAUGGGGAGGAGCGUGAGGAUCGAGGACGAUUACGUGAUCGGAGGGAGCACGAUCGGGCAGGGGAAGUUCGGGUCGGUGACGGUUUGCCGCGCACGUGCGGGGGGCGUGGAGUACGCGUGCAAGACGCUGAGGAAGGGGGAGGAGACGGUGCACCGCGAGGUGGAGAUAAUGCAGCACGUGUCGGGGCACCCUGGGGUUGUAACUCUGAAAGCGGUGUAUGAGGAUGCGGAGUGUUGGCACCUUGUGAUGGAGCUGUGCUCCGGGGGAAGGUUGGUUGAUAAGAUGAGGGAGGGGCCGUGUUCGGAACACGUGGCCGCUGGGAUACUGAAGGAGGUAAUGAUGGUGGUUAAGUAUUGUCAUGAUAUGGGCGUGGUGCAUAGGGAUAUUAAGCCUGAAAAUGUUCUGAUUACUGGAACUGGGAAGAUAAAGCUCGCUGAUUUUGGCCUCGCCAUCCGAAUUUGUGAGGGUCAGAAUUUGAAAGGUGUGGCUGGUAGCCCUGCAUAUGUUGCACCAGAAGUAUUGUUGGGUAGAUAUUCUGAGAAGGUGGAUAUAUGGAGUUCUGGGGUGCUCCUGCAUGCUUUGUUGGUUGGUUUUCUUCCAUUUAAAGGCGAUUCACAGGAAGCAGUUUUUGAGGACAUAAAAAAUUUCAAACUAGAUUUCCAAACGGGGGUGUGGGAAUCGAUAUCUAAACCAGCUCGAGAUCUUGUUGGGAGAAUGUUGACUAGGGAUGUUUCAGCAAGGAUAACAGCCGAUGAAGUACUGAGUCAUCCAUGGAUAUUGUUCUAUACGGCGCAAACAUUGAACAAGCUGCCAGUUAAAUCAAAAAUGAAACCCCAAAAUGCUGCUACUUGCCACAAGUUUGUUUCUGCACCUGAAUCUGGGUUUGGAGGAAACAGGAUGUAUAAUUGUUCCCUAAAUGGUUCAAGCUCGUUUUCGUCCUCUGAAAGUGGCAAUUCAGAAUAUGAUGGUGACUGUGAGUGGAUUGAUGCCCUUACCACUGCGGUUUCACAUGUGACGAUAUCCGAAGCUAAGAGGACCAAGCUGUGGGGUCCCACUGGUCCAUUUGAUUCACAAGGUUCAUCUAACUUGAAGACUAACCUCUGUAAAGCAUUCUGACCAACUGACAGAAUGACACCGACCGCAUACACCACAAUAUCGACUGCUUUAGCUGCGGUUUAUAAUAAACUUAGCCCAACAAAUUCUACAGUUGGCAAAAGUGGAUUUCAUGCUAACAUCCCAUAUAAGGUUGACCGCUGGGUACCAGUUUUAGUGAAAGAUCUAAUUACAUUAAAUCUUCUUUUGUUCCUUUGUCCAUAUAACCUCCUUGUGUAACCCCAGUUGUACAGAACUAGUACAUAUAAUGUUAAUGUGUGGCUGCAUGAUUUUACUCUUGCAGGAGAAGGGGUUUUAAUUGGAGAUUUUUUUUCUGGCAUAAUGCUAUUAUAAUUA
Vigna radiata var. radiata (mung bean) is the source of this 1809-nucleotide messenger RNA. RefSeq names its product serine/threonine-protein kinase PEPKR2. The coding region runs from base 130 to 1476 and encodes 448 amino acids. Gene Ontology annotation, molecular function: ATP binding; calcium/calmodulin-dependent protein kinase activity; calcium-dependent protein serine/threonine kinase activity. NCBI's taxonomy places the organism in Eukaryota, Viridiplantae, Streptophyta, Magnoliopsida, Fabales, Fabaceae. Gene Ontology annotation, cellular component: nucleus; cytoplasm. The transcript is spliced from 4 exons. The record is from RefSeq and is a predicted model, not a curated record. Gene Ontology annotation, biological process: protein autophosphorylation; intracellular signal transduction; peptidyl-serine phosphorylation.